AUGGCUCUGCACCAAAGGGGAUAUAAUUUCAAACCUGGAAAAUACAAGCUCGCUAAGGGAUAUGAUUUAAUAGCAUAUCAUCCAAAUGACAUGAACGAAUUUACUCCGAGAUAUUUGAUGUCAGAGCUAAAUGACAAUUUAACUCUCUUCAUGAAACGCGUAAAAAAUAGAGACGGAACGAAAGAAGAAAGGUUUAUGAGUCCGGAUGACUUAGAAAGGGAACUUGUUGAAAACGGUCUCGGAAUAUAUGAAAUGCCAGCAGAUGAGGUACAAGAAACUCCACAGGAAGAACUAGUUCAGAUACAACCAGACAUGGAAGAAAUAGUUCAGCAACAAAAGCUAGAAGAGCCUGAAGGAAACGAACAAGUCCUUCCUUUGGAAACUAACUUCACAGAACUAGAUGAAGAUUUGGAACAGCCGAAAAAUCUUGACCCUCAACAAGAGUAUGCGGAGAAUAUGGAAUAUUUCCAAGAGUCUAAAAAAAAUUCGGCUGACAUAGUAGAAGAAUAUCGAAAAAUGUUUGCCGACAUACAAAAGACUCCAACAUCAGAUGAAAAUAUCCAGCAUAGAAUGGAAGAACUGAAAAAAAAUGUACACAAAUACAACAACCCUUUUUACUUACGAGCAUUUAACGUUCAAUCUUCGGAUGAACUCGGUGAAGAUAAAAGGUUAAAUUUCAAGAAAACAUAUAGAAAUGAAACAUUGUUUAAAGUUCAUUCAGAACCUAACCAAGAUGGAAACAAACCUACUUUUGUUUCUGCAGACGAUGGAACUACAAUGAGAUGGGGUCAUAA
This is a messenger RNA of Trichomonas vaginalis G3, 794 nucleotides long. RefSeq names its product protein of unknown function, DUF4106 family. The transcript has a single exon. The record is from RefSeq and is a predicted model, not a curated record. NCBI's taxonomy places the organism in Eukaryota, Parabasalia, Trichomonadida, Trichomonadidae. The annotation marks the transcript as partial.